Molecule: messenger RNA, 1113 nt
Organism: Oldenlandia corymbosa var. corymbosa
Lineage: Eukaryota; Viridiplantae; Streptophyta; Magnoliopsida; Gentianales; Rubiaceae
Source: the annotation of a GenBank genome assembly
AUGUCAAAUUUGGCUACCAAAGUUGCCGUGAUUGGAAGUGGAAUUUCAGGGGCGGUGUGUGCAUCAGCACUGGCCAGAAAUGGAAUUUCAGUCACCAUUUUCGAGUCGGGUCGAGGCCCAGGUGGCAGAAUGUCCCAAAGAAGGGAAAUAGCUGAAGAUGGGAGGGAAUUUGUGUUUGACCAUGGUGCCCCUUACUUUACAGCCAGCAAUCCUGGGGUUCUUGGGCUAGUUCAGGAAUGGGAAUCAAGAGGCAUUGUUGCUUCAUGGAAUGAGAAGUUUGGAUCUUUUGAUUUUGCUUCCAAGAAGUUUGUCGACAUUGAAGAGGAACCAUCAAGUCAGAAAUAUGUUGGUAUCCCCGGAAUGAACUCUAUAUGUCGAGCUUUAACCCUAGAACCAGGCAUUACGAGUAGGUUUGGGCUGGGGGUUGCAAAGGUUGAAUGGUUAGAAUCUGAAGGUUCAUGGUCUUUGACUGGCUUCAAUGGGGAAGACCUCGGUAUAUUCAAGGGUGUUGUGGCUUCUGAUAAGAACACCUUUUCUUCCAGGUUCACCAAUGCCACCGGAAGACCACCCCCCUUAGAUUUGAGCAUAGAACCAGAAGUAGCAUUAAAGGUGAAAGAAGUUCCUGUAGUUUCAUGCUUCGCUGUCAUGCUGGCAUUCGAACAACCUUUGACGUUGAUACCUGUUAAGGGCUUUUCAUUCAAGAAUUCAGAUAUUCUAAGUAGGGCAUUUUGCGACAGUAGUAAACCUGGCCGUUCAAGUUCUAGUGAAAGGUGGGUGCUGCAUUCGACGGGCGAGUAUGCAGAUAAAAUUAUUGCUCGAACAGGGUUUCAGAAGCUUUCCAGUGCAUUAUUGUCUGAAGUAGCUGAAGAGCUUUUUCAAGAACUGCAAAGAACUGGGCUUCAUAUCCCUCGGCCACUUUUCCUAAAAGCUCACAGAUGGGGAAGUGCCUUCCCAGCUACAAGCAUAGCAGUUAAAGAGAAGUGUUUUUGGAGCGGAAAUAAGAGACUGGCAAUCUGUGGUGAUUUCUGUGUGAGCCCAAAUGUUGAGGGUGCAAUAUUGAGUGGCAUGGCUGCAGCUUCCAAGUUUGCUGAACUUCCCGUCAGUUCCUUGUGA